This is a messenger RNA of Bombyx mori (domestic silkworm), 3221 nucleotides long. RefSeq lists its product as uncharacterized. NCBI's taxonomy places the organism in Eukaryota, Metazoa, Arthropoda, Insecta, Lepidoptera, Bombycidae. The coding region runs from base 376 to 2091 and encodes 571 amino acids. The record is from RefSeq and is a predicted model, not a curated record. The transcript has 5 exons.
CCAAACUUUGUCCUACACGCUGUGUGACUAAUAAAUAGACUAUACGACGCAUUCAAAUGGAAACCGAUAAAAUUUAGUCUGAUCAAAAGCGAUUCACUGUUGCCAUGUCAAUAACAAUUUGAUUAGACGCAAAACUCCAUAUUGUUACGCGUAAAAACAAUCGACAAUCGCAAUCAUGACUAUUUAAACGCAAUAUUAACUCAAUUUAUCCAUUAAUUUUAUCAUUGCAUCCUUGACACGUUCCGCUGUCCAUCGUUUGAUCUUAUUCGUAGCUUAUCUUUGUACAAGUGAGGUCGUUAUUAUAUAAUAUAAAAGUUAAUUCAGUGAUGUUUUUCCGCGUUGGUGCUUAAAUUUAAUUAUUAUCGUGGAUAAUAAAUGUACAUGAUGCCACGUUCAAGUAGAUCUAGGUUACAACUGAGUGAAGAACAAAAGAAAAAACGUAGGCGUGAGCAAAAAAAACUAAGUAUGCGUAGAGCUAGAUCAAAGUUAGAUUCUGUUGCUCUUGAAGAAAGACGCAAAAAGGACCGAGAAAGGUAUCAUCGUAAAAAAGAAGAGGGGCUGAUUAAGACCAUUAAAGACUUGAAACCCCGAGACCAGCGACAAUUACGGAAAAUGUGGCGAGAGAAAGCAAAACUUAGACGUGAGAAAGAGAAAAUAAAAAGAACGACUGAGCAAAUGUUACACGAAAAUACACCCCCUUCAAGUCCACAACCAUCAUCUUCAAGUUCAUCUUUUUCACGAAUUCGGUCAGGAAAAGCAGUAGCUGCACGGAAUAAACGAAGAUUGAAGGCUAAAAAUGAAUAUUUAAUAAAUAGAUUAAUUGUUUUAGAACGAAAGCUAGCUAAAUACAGAAUGCGUCUACACAGAAUUAAAAAAGGACAGAAACGAGGUAACACUGUACUAGUCAAACGAAUAAUACAUGACUUUUUUAUUGACGAUGAGCAUAGCAGACUCACAGCAGGCAAAAAAGAGACUAUCACACGACGUAAAGUAAAAAAGCAAAUACGUCUGUUGAAUGACACAAUUCUCAAUCUACACAAGAUAUUUAACAAUAAGACGGGUUUGAACAUAUCAUAUGAGACAUUUCGUAGACAUCGUCCUUUUUGGGUGAUAUUUCCUAAAACAACUUCUAGAAAUACCUGUUUGUGUCGUCAACAUGCCAAUAACGAUUACAUUGCUAGCGCUCUACAUCAAGCUAAGAUAAUAUCAUUUUCUAACGCCACUGAUGUUGCCAGGUCGCUUUGCUGUGAUAACAUUCUGAGGGUUUCUUGUCUUGAACGAACAUGUACCCUAUGUUUUGAAAAAACUUUGGUUUAUACGGUCAUCAAUGGGAAUGACACGAUUAUUUACCAAAAAUGGGUCACUAAGAAAGUGCCCCAAAUAAUUAAAGGCAAUGAAAAAUUAUGUCAAAAAGCACUCAAAGAAUGCGUCAGAACUUCUCAUCAAUUACUUGUUAAUAAAUUUAAUAUAAGUUUGUCGACAUUUAUGCAACAUCUUGCAAAUAUAAUGAACCAAUACAAGGCUAUUCGAUAUAUUAAACAAAACUUAUCGCCAUCACAAAGUUUACUGCAUAUUGAUUUUUCAGAAAAUUAUUCCUGCAAAUAUGGAUCAGAAGUUCAGUCAGCCCACUUUGGUGGAUCCAAAUCACAACUCUCGUUACACACUUGCGUUUAUUAUUCUGUUGAUUCUCAGCCACCAACAAACCUUAUAAAAACAACAUCCAUUUGCACUGUCUCGGAGAACUUACGACACGAUCCUGUACUCAUUUGCGCCCACUUGAAACCCGUAAUUGAAAAAAUUAAAUUGAUUACACCAGAUUUGACAGAGCUGCAUAUAUUAAGUGAUGGACCUGCUACUCAAUAUCGUAAUAAAACAAUGUUCCAUAUGUUAGCAAACUAUGUGAGCAAAAUUUCAAAUGUAGAAACUAUUGUGUGGCAUUUCAGUGAGGCUGGCCAUGGCAAAGGUGCUCCUGAUGGCGUAGGUGGCUGUGUAAAACGCACAUGUGACAAGGCUGUUGCAAAUGGCCAAGACAUAUCAGAUAUUGACAGUUUUGUUGAUUGCUUAAAAGGCACCUGCCGUGCGAUUCUCUAAAAUUCAAACAAGAACUCGCAUCUCACUACGAAAUUCUCCAUCACUUCGCAUUCGCAAUAGAAUGACCUUGAUUUGGCAUUCUGUAAACACUAAUUUAAAUUACCCUGCCUCGAGCGAAGUGAAGUGACAACGAAGUUUGUUUACAAUACUACUAGGGAUAGCCGUAUACACGCAAAUGUAAAUCGAAGCUUACCGGUUUCAGUUUUUCUUUGUAUUUAGAAGCAUUCUGUAAGAAAAUACUAUGAAUUUAAGCUUUGGUGUCUAAACCACAUCUAAUAUAUCUAAAAAGAAAAUUAAAAGUCAUAUAUUUAUGAAAUUAAUUGUAAUUUCUGGCUGUACGCUAAGUUCCUUUGCGUGCACUGGCGAAUACCAGAAUUAAAAAACAAAAUUUUAAUUGUUUUCAAAACAAUUUCGAGCGGUCGGAAGUUUUUAUUUUGCUUUUUCUAGAUUUGUUGUUACUUUGUGAGUGAAUUUAACGUUAAAUAAAAAUUAUGAGAUUUAAAGAGCGUUCUUCUCAUCCGACAUUGGCGCAAAUAGAGGCAUUGAUAAACGUUUUGGGUUAAAAGCUAGCGAAACAAAAGGAUUAAUCGAAUCUCAACAUGUUCAAUAAGAGAACAAGGAUUAUAAAAAAAAUAUAGGAACUAAAUUCUCUUGUCAGUUAAGAUCCAUUCCCGGAACUACAACAGAUUGAAAAUACUAAUCCACAUCAUCAGAAUAUUGUAAGGAGAAUUUAUAGCCAACUCGGAAAAUGUAUCAGUAUUGGAACAAUCGCAAACAUACAGCACCUCAACACCUGACCUGCUAUUUCACCACUUUUACAAUGAAAAGCAGAUUGUACUCAAAUUACUGAGAGAAUUUUGUGGAUAGAGGAACUGCAGGUGAAGAUUCAGGGUGUUCAUAUGUGUGUCGUCCAAAGCAUUUUUGAACACAGUACCAUAUAUAACUUAAUGAAACUUACAACCAUGGGGGAAUGAAUAGUCGACAAUCUGCAAGAAGGAUGAACUGUUGGUGGAAUUAGCAGAUGCAGCUAGCAAUUUUAAACCUGUAUUUCCACAUAAGUUACUGAUGCAAACAAAUUUCAAAACUAUUGUAUAUAACUAUUGAAUAAAACUAUUUUUAUAAAUCAUUAA